Messenger RNA from Bradysia coprophila, 1057 nucleotides. RefSeq lists its product as uncharacterized. Gene Ontology annotation, molecular function: acetoin dehydrogenase (NAD+) activity; quinone binding. Lineage: Eukaryota; Metazoa; Arthropoda; Insecta; Diptera; Sciaridae. Gene Ontology annotation, biological process: acetoin catabolic process; fatty acid biosynthetic process. The record is from RefSeq and is a predicted model, not a curated record.
GGUAAAGGUAAUAGAAUAUAGAUUGGUAGAUAGAUAAGUGUAGACAGAAAGACUGUAGUAGUGAAAAAGGGCGUCGUCAUUUUUCCUAAUCGAUCUGCUAUUAGGAAGUGUUUCAUUUGUUGUUUCUUCAUUUCAAAAUUAGAGAAGGCUGUGUUGUCUUUAUCGACCAAAUAAAAGUGUAUAACAGAACCAUCCGUUCAGCAGCAGUAAUUUUUUGUAAUUGAAAGUAGAGCAGAGUCGUAUCACACCAAACGGAAACAUGUCCAGAAAUGCUCUCGUCACCGGUGCAGCGCAGGGCAUUGGACGAUCCAUAGCUAUUCGUUUAGCUAAGGAUGGUUUUAAUGUGGCUGUUAACGACAUUGACAAAUUUUCCGGUGAGCUAAGCAAGGUACAAAAGACCAUACAAGAAAUGGGUCAGAAGUCGAUUGCUAUCAUUGCUGAUGUUUCCAUCGAAAAGGAGGUUGAGUCAAUGAUGAAAAGUGUUGCGGCACAAUUGGGUAGUUUAGAUGUCGUUAUUGCUAACGCUGGUAUUGCUCAAGUAAAACCGUUCCUUGACAUAACACUGGACGAUUGGGAGAAAAUGUUUGCGGUGAAUGUACGUGGUGUUUUUCUCUGUUAUAAGGAAGCAGCCAAAGUGAUGAUAGAACAAGGAACUGGUGGAAAAAUUGUCGGUGCAUGCAGCAUCGUUGGAUACCGUCCAUUUCCAAUGUUGAGUCACUACUCAGCGUCCAAAUGGGCUGUGCGCGGUUUAACCCAGGCCGCCGCAUUGGAACUGGCCAAACAUAAGAUCACCGUAAAUGCUUACUGUCCCGGUAUUGUUGGAACGCAGAUGUGGGAUACUAUUGACGAGUCGUUGGCGACGUACGAGAACAAAGUGAAGGGAGAAGUCAUAAAGGAAUAUUCGGAUAAAUUGAUUGCCCUUGGUCGUACAAGCGUACCAGAUGAUGUGGCUAACUUUGUCUCGUUUCUUGCUAGUAAGGAUUCGGAUUAUAUGACUGGGCAGAGCGUCAUUAUUGAUGGGGGAAUUCAAUUUUCCUAAGUCAUCAGAACAUUGUUU